UGGAAUGCAAUUGAACAUCGUUCAGUUUGCUUUUUGCAUUUCAACGUUUACGUUGAAUUUGCCUGUGCUCUUUGUAUUUUGUUAAUAGUGUUGAACGUUUUGUUUUUUUUGUUUAUUUAAUGUUUAAUUUAUGAAAGAAUACAAAGUGAUUGAAAUCACAAACGCCUGCCCACCGAUUACAACUCAAAUGGCCGCAAUCUUGCGGACGAAUAAUGUGCGAAUUCAGUGCAAUGCGCAUGGAUGGGGGGAGCGGUGCAGGUGGAGCUGGAGGUGGCAGUGGCCUCUGUGCCUGUGCGCUGCAAUGCUGCUGCUCAUUUGCGGUGCGUCUUCUGCCGCCGCGACGGGAUCAGCGGACACGCGGUGCCAUGCAGACCAAUUCCAGUGCAGAAACGGAGGCUGCAUCUUACAGGCGAAGAUGUGCGACGGACGUAGCGACUGCACAGACAACUCGGAUGAAUUGGAAUGCGACUACAAGCUGUGCCGGCAGCCGCAUUGGUUCCCGUGUGCUCAGCCACACGGUGCCUGCCUGGCAGCGGAACUAAUGUGCAACGGCAUCGAGAAUUGUCCCGGUGGAGAGGAUGAACACCACUGUCCGGGACGCAUAAGCAGCUUCGGACAGCGCAACUGCAGCCAGUUUGAGUACAUGUGUCAGGAUCACAGCUGCAUACCGCUCGACUUUAUGUGCGACGGCAAACCACACUGUGAUGACAACUCGGAUGAACUGGCCGGAUGCAAGCAGUCAUCCGCCAGCUGCACUUCCGGUCACCUCUGCGCCAAUGGACGCUGCCUGCAGCGGAAACAAUGGCUUUGUGAUGGCGUCGAUGACUGUGGCGAUAACAGCGAUGAACGUGACUGCGCGAACCUCUGCCAACCGUCGUUGGGAAAAUUCAUGUGUCGCAAUCAUGUCAACUGCCUGGAUUUGUCCAAGGUGUGCGAUGGCACCUCCGACUGCUCCGAUGGCAGCGAUGAGAGCGAGAGUUGCCAUUCGAAGCCCGAUUGCAGCGCUAAACAGUGUCCACCGGGUGCCACUUGCCACAUGAUGCCAACAAGUGGACCCGAAUGCUAUUGUCCGUCCGGAUUUCGUUUGGUCAACUAUCAGAACAAGUGCGAGGACAUUAACGAGUGCCAGGAGCGGGACGAUCUAUGCAGUCAGCUGUGUGAAAACACUUCGGGCGGAUUUCGCUGUGCCUGCGAUGCGGGCUACGAGCUGGACACGAUCAACAAUCGGACAUGUCAUGCCAUAGACAGUGGGACAAAGCAGCGAGCGUUGUUGUUGUACACCACCCAAGUGGCUGUGGUGGGCAUGCAUCUGCAAUCACAUCUGCAAUCCCAUCCCCAAUCCCAUCAACGUAAUCACAUCUUCACCGUGGCCAGCAAUUUGAGCAAAGUGAUUGGUGUUGCCUACGAUGGGGACUACAUCUAUUGGACAAACAUACAGAACGAAGGGGAGAGCAUUGUGCGUGCUCAUGGAGAUGGUUCCAAUGCGGAAAUUCUGCUCACCUCCGGCCUGGAUGCACCCGAGGAUCUGGCUGUGGAUUGGCUGACGCACAACAUUUACUUUUCGGACAACAUAAUGCGUCACAUUGCCGUCUGCUCCAGUGAUGCCUUGACCUGUGUCGUCCUCGUCACCCAGGAUGUCCAUCAGCCGCGUGGCUUGGCACUGUGGCCACAGCGCGGUCAAAUGUUCUGGACAGAUUGGGGCAAUAAGCCAAUGAUAGCACGUGCCUCAAUGGACGGUACACGAUCUCGACCAAUUGUCAGCGACAAUAUCCAUUGGCCCAAUGGCAUUGCAUUGGAUAUGCACCAGGAGCGCAUCUAUUGGGUCGAUGCCAAGCUGGGCACCGUGGAGACGGCACGUCCAGAUGGCACCGCACGUCGCACAGUGCUCGACGGGAUGCUUAAGCAUCCGUAUGGCUUGGCCGUCUUUGAGGAUCAGUUGUAUUGGUCAGAUUGGGGCACCAAGAGUGUUCAUGCGUGCCACAAGUUCUCGGGGAAACAGCAUCGUGUAUUGGUGCGGGAUCGCAGCAUCUAUGCCGUCCAUGUCUAUCAUCCAUCGAAGCAGCCAAAGGUGCCACAUGCCUGUGAAACGGCACGUUGCACCCAUCUCUGUCUGCUGGCCGAACCAGAUGCCGGCGGAUUCAAUUGCGCCUGUCCGGAUGGCAUGCAAUUGUCGCCGGAUCAGCGACAGUGCCGCCAGACGGAGAAGAGGCAACGUCUCUACAUUGGACUGCGUCAGAUACUGCUGGAGAUUGAGCAUACGUCGUUUGGUCGCCACGUGGUCAGCUCGUCGCACAGUCUGUCGUGUCACAUCAGUGAGAUGGUCUACAACCAGGUGAAUGGAACACUUCUCAUUGCGGACAACAUACAGCGGGCGAUCUAUCAAUACGAUCCCCAUGAGUCCUCGCAGCGUCUCACUCGACUCACCUAUGGCAAUAUUGGCAACGUUAGCUCCUUGGCCUUUGAUCAUUUGGCCAACAAUCUGUACUGGGCGGACACAGAGCGACAUGUGAUUGAGCUGCUCUCCCUGCGCACGGGUCAACGUGCUCUGGUGCGUUUCUUUGCCGGCGAGGAGAUGCCCAUUGGGAUCAGUGUGAUGCCAGCGGAGGGUUUCAUGUUUGUCGCUCUCAAGGCGCGUCGACACACGCACAUUGAUCGACUGUCGCUCAGCGGAAUUGGCCCCCAAACGCACGUCUUUGAAGAUGAUCUGGGGGAUGAUGAUAUUAAGUUUGUGAGCGAUUAUGAAACGCAUACCUUGUAUUGGUCAGACAGCGAUGUUAAUCGCAUCAGUUACACCGACUAUCGGCAGACGCAUGAGCAGACAUUCAGUGGUCGAUUCCGACGACCCUACUCCCUGGCUCUGGUCGAGCAGGAUCUGUUCUGGACCGAGCUGGGUGCCCCGGCUAUCUUCUGGACGCACAAGAACAACAUGGGGCCACAUAAACGUAUCGAAAUCGAUACUAAUCACCGACUUGGACCCACCACGUACCUGACACCUCCAAGUCGCAUUCCUUUAGCGGCCAGCAGUCGCAUGAAUCCCGCAACAGGAACACAUCCUUGCCUGCAAUCGAAUGGCGGCUGUUCCCAUGUCUGUGUCAGUGCCGGACAAUAUGGCAGCGCAUGUUUGUGUCCCGCCGGUUUUGUGUAUCGGGAUGCCAACAAUCGCACCUGCACUGAAGCCUUGGACUGUGAGUUUCGUUGUCGCUCCUCCGGUGAAUGCCUCACCCUGGCUCAUCGUUGCAAUGGCCACAAGGACUGCGCCGAUGCCUCCGACGAAUCCAAUUGCGAUCCCUCCAAAGGCAUUAAACGCACCAAAGUCAAGUGCGGACUCUCCGAGUUCACCUGCCACGACGGAGAACUCUGUCUGGACAAGAGCAAGCGGUGCGACGGACACAACGAUUGCAAUGAUAGCUCCGACGAGCAACAUUGCGCUCAUUUCGACAGAACAAAACUGUGCCACGCCCACCAGCACGCCUGCGACAAUGGGGCGUGUGUGGACUACAGUCUGGUGUGCGAUGGCACCAAUGAUUGUGGCGACAACUCGGAUGAGCUGGAAUGCAGCGAAACAGCAGCGAAAUGUGGAGCAGGAAUGUUCCAGUGCAGCAGCGGAUCGUGCAUUGCCAGUGGCUGGGAAUGCGAUGGACGAAUCGAUUGCAGUGAUGCCUCCGAUGAGCAUGAGAAGUGCGGACAACGGCAGUGUCCGGAGCACAUGCAUCGCUGCCUCUUGGGCCAGUGUGUGGACAGGAGUUUGGUGUGUGAUGGCCACAAUGAUUGCGGUGAUCUCACCGAUGAGCUCAACUGUGAGCAACGUGGGGUCAAUGGGGUCAACAUCACAUGUGGCAGCUUGACAAAACCAAUGUACCAAUGUGCCAGCAAUCUGCAACUUUGCCUCGAUCCGAGCGUGCGUUGCAACGGCACCGCCGAGUGUCCACGUGGCGAGGAUGAGACCAACUGCGGUGACAUGUGCAGCCUCAAUGAGUUCCAGUGCCGCGAGAGCAAGGAGUGCAUCCGUCUCGACUUCCGUUGCGACAGCGAACGCGACUGCAGCGAUGGCAGCGAUGAGCUGAACUGUGAGCAUUUCCAGAAGAAUGCAACGCAUGACUCCCAGACGGCCUGGUCAGGUGGCAGACGCGCCUGCAAGCCGCAUCUGUUUGACUGUCACGAUGGCGAGUGCGUGGACAUGUCGCGGGUGUGCAACCACUUCCCCGACUGCAACAAUGGCAACGACGAGGGACCGCAGUGUGACACCGCCUGCACCAAGUCCAUCUGUCAGCACAAAUGCCGAGCGACUCCGGCGGGUGCCGUUUGUCACUGCCAUGAUGGCUAUCGCUUGGACACGGAUCAGCGCAGUUGCGUCGACAUUGACGAGUGCUUGGAGCAGCCGUGUGCCCAGAUCUGUGAGAAUACGCCGGGCAGCUAUCAGUGCCAAUGUCAUGCGGACUUUAUGUUGCGUCAGGAUCGCAGCAGUUGCAAGAGCAUCCAUGGUGCUGCCACCUACCUCUUUACCAGCUACAACGAGGUGCGUAAUCUCAGUGAGAACCCAACAAUGCUAUCGGUGGCUUGGUCAGCGAAUGAUACACGCAUCAGCGGAUUGGAUGUGGAUAUGCAGCGUCAUCUGGGCUAUUUCAGCAGCGAGGAGGAGCAUGUCAUCUAUCAAAUGGAUAUGCAGGAUCGCAGUCGCAUUGCAGCACUCUCAUUGCCAGCGCCCAGCAAGCUCUCGGUGGAGUGGACAACGGGCAAUGUGUAUGUGAUCAAUGGCAAUGCUCCGCAGCAGAUAAGUGUCUGCGAUUUUGGGGCCAAGAUGUGCGGACGCAUCCUGCAGUUGCAGAGUCACUUCACACUCAAAUCAAUUGCCGUGGACGCACAUCUGGCGAGGAUCUUCUAUGCGGCUGUGCGCACCGAAAGCUUUGGCCAACCGCUGACGGAGCUGCACAUGGCCCGGCUGGAUGGCAGUCGACGGGAGCUGUUGGUGCGCAUGGAGAGCAGCUAUGUGACGGCAAUUGCCGUUGAUCCGCACCAGCAGCUGCUCUACUUUGUCGAUCUGCACAGUCAUUCGCUGGCCAUGAUCAGCUACAGGGUGCGCGAUAGUCGAAUCCGUGUGCUGCUCCAGAAGAGCACCUCGUUGAUGCAACCGACGGGCCUGAGCAUCUAUGAGAAUCAUGCGUAUAUUGUCAAUAUGGGUGAAAAAGAUCUGGUGCGUUGUCGCCUCUACAAUCAGCUCAGUUGCACCGCCAUCCAUCUGAGUGUGAUGAAUGCCCAGGAUAUUGUUGUCGCGGGGCAAUCACGUCAACCGCCGGCUUCAACGAAUCCCUGCCUGCAUGCCCACUGCUCGGGGAUGUGUGUCCUGGCCAACUAUGGCUAUGAGUGCAUGUGUGGCAAUGAGAUUGUCGCCGAGCUGCAGCAGUGUCCCCAUGGCACCACCAAUGAGCUGCACUUCAGUGAACUGAGCUCGGACAACGAUGAUGAGGGCAGCAGUGGAUUCCAUUGGUGGCUCUUCAUCCUGCUGCUUGUUGUGGCAGCUAUUGUGGCAGCAUUAGGCAUUGGGUACUAUCAGUAUCGGCAACGGGGUCAUCGCGAUCUCAACAUUAACCUGCAUUUCCAGAAUCCUCUGGCAACACAUGGCGGCAAAUCGAUCACGGAAUCCAACAGUGCCAACGAACUGGAUGGCAUCAGUAGCAGCAGCGGGUCAACAACCAGACGAUGCAGCACGGUCACCACAGCUGCCUCAUACACCACGGAGCGGGAAACACUUCAAUUUGGUGUCCCCACAAUUCUACAGAAAUUAUUGCGACAGAAGCACACGCAAAACAACGAACUGGCUACGGAGAUGUCGUUCGAAAACGCAAGAGCGAGCGAAUUACAGUCGAUGGACAAUGAACGGAGAGACAGCAGCAGAGUCCCAAACAUCGUGGUGGCACCUCCUGGCGAUGAUGCCACCUCGCCCGGAUACUACGGCGGAAAUUACGGAAGCGAUGAUGUGCUUGAACGACUUGUGCCAUAGAUAGCAGAGCAAUAUUCUCAUACAACUAUUACAUGUUCAUUCGUAUCUAGUUUAUAUAUAUUUACAUAUUUAUUGUUAGGCUUAUAUAUGUAUGUUUUUCCGUAUGUAUUUUCAUGGUGGGGGCAAUUGCUGUUCAAUAUAUUGAUAUUAUUAUGAAUAAUUAUACUCGUAAUGGUCAAAACAUAAAUUCAAC
Molecule: messenger RNA, 6191 nt
Organism: Drosophila innubila
Lineage: Eukaryota; Metazoa; Arthropoda; Insecta; Diptera; Drosophilidae
Gene: yl
Product: putative vitellogenin receptor
Exons: 6
Coding region: 131-5998 (1955 amino acids)
Molecular function (GO): calcium ion binding; protein binding
Source: RefSeq, a predicted model, not a curated record